Messenger RNA from Ramularia collo-cygni, 1899 nucleotides. RefSeq names its product related to Ascorbate oxidase precursor. The transcript is spliced from 10 exons. NCBI's taxonomy places the organism in Eukaryota, Fungi, Ascomycota, Dothideomycetes, Mycosphaerellales, Mycosphaerellaceae. The coding region runs from base 1 to 1899 and encodes 632 amino acids. The record is from RefSeq and is a predicted model, not a curated record. Gene Ontology annotation, molecular function: copper ion binding; oxidoreductase activity.
AUGGCCAUCCCGCCCGUGCAACACAGGAGGCGUGUCUCUUUCUCCCUUUGGGGAUUGCUUGUCUCCGUUGUUACUGCUACGACACUUCUGCUCUGGUGGUUUAGAGAACUUGUCCCAUGGCACGGCGUCAACAUCGCAAACUGCUAUGAAGCUGGGAGUGCAACAUCCAUCGCUCCAGUGGCGCAGAUCGUUCGAAGAUACAACAUAACUGUUGGAACGAAAUGGCAGAAUCUUGAUGGAGGCCGCUGGCGUCCUGGGUUUGUGUGCAAUGGCGAAUCUCCAUGUCCAACUCUCACCGCGAGAGAGGGCGACCAGAUUGAGCUCCAUACUACCAAUGAUCUGGCCGCGCAGUUAUCAAUCCACUGGUCUGGCAUGACCCACCGGAAGUUCGGCUUUGAGAACGAUGGCACAGGUGGCUUGAACCAGUGGGCAACGCUCCCUCGCGGCAACUGGACUUCGCGUUUCGACACAACUGGACACUGGGGCUUGAAUUGGUAUGCUGAUCACACUGGCGCUGGAGUUGUCGAUGGUGUUUAUGGCACCAUUUGGACCGCCCCGUCGCUCUCUCGUCCGCGCCCGUAUUCUUGGAUAACGGACUCUGCCGUUGAUCUGCACUUGAUCCAGGAAGCAGAAGAUGAGAUUCAACAUAUAGCCCUAUGGACCUCUGAUUUCCGCACGGUGGAUUGGAAGAUUCAGAAAAUGAAGGCCAAAGGAACAGGGUUGUCUUGUUACAAGUCUAUCCUGGUGAACGGAAAGGGCCGCGUAUUCUGUAAAAAUCCCAGCUACAGCACCAUCGACGGAGCCGAACUCGACGAUGCUGGAUGCGUCGUGACGUCCGGUAUCGAACCCGAUGCCUGUAAGCCAUCUGUGGCUGAUUUUACGGUUAUUGAGACACAUGGCAAGGAGUACAUUAUGCUCAACAUAAUCAAUGUUAGCUUCGAACAUGCGAUGAGGUGGAGUAUUGACAACCAUCGAUUCUGGGUCGUCGCAAAUGACGCCGGUUUCAUAGAGCCACAACUGGUCGACACUGUUUACAUCACCAAUGGGGCCCGGGUGACUGUGUUAAUCAAAUUGGACCAAAAUCCGGACGAUUACGCCAUUCGUCUUGCAUCCGCUAGCAAGCUGCAGAAUCUGGAAGGCUAUGCUCUCCUGCGUUACCCGGCCAAACGAUACCCAAUCUACGGCGAGCCCAUGGCACUUCCUUCCACAAGUGACAACACCAAGAUCUGUCUUAAUCAAGACGGGUCAGUCCCUUCAGCUUGUGACUUAUUCGAUGAGUACUCUGCCCGUCAAUUCCCAGCUGAGACUCCACCCAAGAAAAGCAACAAGACAUUGCUCUGGACAGCAGGGAGCCAGCCGUCCAAGUACGAACAACAUGUCACCGAGUAUUUUGUGAACGAAAAGCCUUGGCAACUCUUUCGCGCGGCCAUGGAGCCUGUGUAUUUCACAAAAAAUGCGGUAAAUACGACCAAGCCGAUUCAGGCCGGUCUCCCGAUUGGCACCGUCGUGGACUUGAUUGUUCAAAAUACACUCAAUGAGACGAUUCCAGUCUACAAACACGGAAACCCAACGUUUCAUUUGGGAUCCCGGGCUUUUGAAAAGUUCGAAUGGGAGUCCAUCCACGAAGCGUUGGAGCAUAAUGCCAACGUCAACAUUGAGACUCCGUCUUUGGCUGUUGUGCAUGACCUGCCACCGCUCGGGUGGCUGGCCAUCCGCUGGAAAGUCACAGUCACGGGUGCUACCAUGUUCCACGCGGUCAAAUUGCGGUACUUUGCGCUUGGUAUGGCUGCUCCCAUGCUUGAAGGGAUUGAUGAGUCGGUCCGGGGUUUUGUAUCCGAAUAUGCCAAACAUCAACCUCACGUCGCAUUCGUACCGGGUAAUGAUGGUGUGUUUGGAUGA